This is a messenger RNA of Hordeum vulgare subsp. vulgare (domesticated barley), 1449 nucleotides long. RefSeq names its product metal tolerance protein 1-like. The coding region runs from base 112 to 1338 and encodes 408 amino acids. NCBI's taxonomy places the organism in Eukaryota, Viridiplantae, Streptophyta, Magnoliopsida, Poales, Poaceae. The transcript is spliced from 2 exons. Gene Ontology annotation, biological process: zinc ion transmembrane transport. Gene Ontology annotation, molecular function: zinc ion transmembrane transporter activity. The record is from RefSeq and is a predicted model, not a curated record. Gene Ontology annotation, cellular component: vacuole; plasma membrane.
ACGACCAGACCCCCACCCGCGCACGUCCAUCAACAUCAUUCAUCCCCCGCCGCCCCUCCGCGCUCGCGGAGCUCACCGGCCGGCCGUUGGCGUCCAGAGCAGACACAUCAGAUGGACAACCACACUUCAUCCCCGCCCCAUGAAGUAACAAUGGACAUCUCGUCAGCGUCCGGGAGCAAAAUGUGCAGAGGUGCUUCUUGCGACUUCGCCGACUCCACCAACACCUCCAAAGAUGCAAAGGAGAGGUCCGCGUCCAUGAGGAAGCUCCUGAUCGCCGUGAUCCUCUGCGUUAUAUUCAUGGCGGUCGAAGUGGUUGGAGGCAUCAAGGCAAACAGCCUUGCGAUCUUGACCGAUGCAGCCCAUCUCCUCUCGGACGUCGCCGCCUUCGCCAUAUCUCUCUUCUCCCUGUGGGCAGCUGGUUGGGAAGCGACGCCUCGACAGUCAUACGGAUUUUUCCGUAUAGAGAUUCUUGGGGCACUGGUUUCUAUUCAGCUCAUAUGGCUCCUCGCCGGCAUACUCGUCUACGAAGCUAUCAUGAGGCUCCUCAAUGGAAGCGGGGGCGAGGUGCAGGGAUCCCUCAUGUUCGCCGUAUCAGCUUUUGGUCUGUUUGUCAACAUCAUAAUGGCAGUGCUGCUUGGCCAUGACCAUGGGCAUGGUGGUCAUGGACACAGCCAUGGACAUUCACAUGACCAUGGCCAUGAUCAUGGUAACUCGGAGCACGACCAUGGAGAUCAUGAGCAGGGCCACGCACAUCACCAUGAGCACAGCCAUGGCAGUUCCGUCACCGUCACAACUCAUCAUCACCCUCAUUCAACCACCGGACAACACCAGGAUGAUGCUGAGGAACCGUUGCUCAAGCAUGAUGAUGGUGCCAAGGAAGCCAAGGAGCCUCGCCGUCGUCGUAACAUCAAUGUGCACAGCGCUUACCUGCAUGUGAUCGGGGACUCCAUCCAGAGCAUCGGCGUGAUGAUCGGAGGGGCUCUCAUCUGGUACAAGCCCGAGUGGAAGAUCAUCGACCUCAUAUGCACCCUCAUCUUCUCCCUCAUCGUGCUCUUCACCACCAUCAGGAUGGUUCGGAACUUGCUCGAGGUUCUCAUGGAGAGCACGCCCCGCGAGGUCGACGCCACCAGGCUCGAGGGCGGCCUCCUUCACAUGGAGGGUGUGGUUGCUCUCCACGAGCUGCACAUCUGGGCUAUCACGGUGGGGAAGGUGCUCUUGGCGUGCCAUGUCACCAUCGAGCAGGAUGCGGACGCUGAUCAAAUGCUUGACAACAUCAUUGGGUACAUCAAGGCAGAGUACAACAUCGGUCAUGUCACCAUUCAGAUCGAGCGCGAGUAAUCCUACACUUGAAUUAAUGAGUGUUGGUUUUUUAUUGUGCUUAUUGUGUUACUGGGUGUGGAUUGGCAGAGACAUCAUGGUUCUUGAAAUGCACUGCUGGUGGUUCAAGUU